GGGGGAGGAGGCGGAGGAGGAGGAGGGACUGAGCGGCGGCGGCCCCCGCGUCCCGGUGCCUCUAUGGGGGAAGCAGACAAUGGAUUAUGAUUUCAAGGCGAAGCUGGCGGCGGAGCGGGAGCGGGUGGAGGAUUUGUUUGAGUACGAAGGGUGCAAAGUGGGACGCGGCACCUACGGGCACGUCUACAAGGCGAGGCGGAAAGAUGGAAAAGAUGAAAAGGAGUAUGCACUGAAGCAGAUUGAAGGCACAGGAAUAUCCAUGUCGGCUUGUAGAGAGAUUGCACUUCUGCGGGAACUGAAGCACCCCAAUGUGAUCGCGCUGCAGAAGGUGUUUCUUUCCCACAGUGACAGGAAGGUGUGGCUGCUUUUUGAUUAUGCAGAGCAUGACUUGUGGCAUAUUAUUAAGUUUCACCGUGCAUCAAAAGCAAAUAAAAAGCCCAUGCAGUUGCCAAGAUCCAUGGUUAAAUCAUUACUUUAUCAGAUUCUUGAUGGUAUCCAUUACCUCCAUGCAAACUGGGUGCUUCACAGAGACUUGAAACCAGCAAAUAUCCUAGUAAUGGGAGAAGGUCCUGAGAGGGGGAGAGUCAAAAUAGCUGAUAUGGGUUUUGCCAGAUUAUUCAAUUCUCCACUAAAGCCACUAGCAGAUUUGGAUCCUGUGGUUGUGACAUUUUGGUAUCGUGCUCCAGAACUUUUGCUUGGUGCAAGGCAUUAUACAAAAGCCAUAGACAUAUGGGCAAUAGGUUGCAUAUUUGCUGAAUUGUUGACUUCAGAACCUAUUUUUCACUGUCGCCAGGAAGAUAUUAAAACAAGCAAUCCCUUUCAUCACGAUCAACUAGAUCGGAUAUUUAGUGUCAUGGGAUUUCCUGCAGAUAAAGACUGGGAAGAUAUUAGGAAGAUGCCAGAAUACCCUACACUUCAAAAAGACUUUAGAAGAACAACGUACGCCAACAGCAGCCUCAUCAAGUACAUGGAGAAACACAAGGUCAAGCCAGACAGCAAAGUGUUCCUGUUGCUUCAGAAACUGCUUACCAUGGACCCAACCAAGAGAAUUACCUCCGAGCAGGCACUGCAGGACCCCUACUUCCAGGAGGACCCAUUGCCAACACUAGAUGUGUUUGCUGGCUGCCAGAUUCCAUACCCCAAACGUGAAUUCCUUAAUGAAGAUGAACCAGAAGAGAAAGGUGACAAGAACCAGCAACAGCAGCAGAACCAGCAUCAGCAGCCCACAGCCCCUCCCCAGCAGGCAGCUGCCCCUCCACAGGCGCCCCCACCACAGCAGAACAGCACCCAGACUAAUGGGACUGCAGGAGGGGCUGCAGCCGGGGUCGGCGGUGCCGGAGCAGGGCUGCAGCACAGCCAGGACUCCAGCCUGAGCCAGGUGCCUCCGAGCAAGAAGCCCAGGCUGGGGCCUUCGGGCGCCAGCUCCGGUGGGCCUGGCCUGCCCGCGGAUUAUCAGCACUCCAGCUCUCGCCUGAAUUACCAAAGCAACGUUCAGGGAUCCUCCCAGGCCCAGAGCACACUAGGCUACUCCUCGUCGUCUCAGCAGAGCGCACAGUACCACCCCUCGCACCAGGCCCACCGGUACUGACCAGCCUGAGCACAGGUCCCAGCAAUACUACAUUUGCAUCGAAAAGAACCCCAAAUGCCAACUCCGAUGCCAGUUGAAACUCACACUCUUGGGAAGAAAACUUUGUAUUCUGAGCGUGUUGCCAGACUGACAGCUCCCCUUUACCGCUGUGAAGUCUCCCCAGCACCCUCGCCCGCAUGCGAUCCAUUGUGACUUCUCCGAUGAAGUGGCUGAUGGGCUCCCAGCACUUCUGUACCCUUCGGCCCUGUUUUGAAGGAUUUCCUGGUGCACCUUUCUCAUGCUAUAGCAAUCACUAUGAUUUGUCUUUCAGAGCUCUUUUAAUAGGAUUUUAAUGUUUCAGGAACAAGAGUCCAGCAGUGUAUAGUUUUGUACUUGGUGAACUGGCUUAGCAACACAGGUGAGAAAGCACCUGUGAAAGUGCCACGUUGUUUUCACAGACUCUUAAGUGUUUUGCUCAUGGAAGUCUUAAGCAGAAGCUGUUACUGUCCCAAAGUACUGUCCUAUGGUAUUCUUAUUUAUCUAGUUUCAGGGAAGGUCUGAGAAAGACAAGUGGUGGGACAGAAGGACCUGCAACCCAAACCAGCCUGGAUCUGUGCAGUGACUGUGUUUUGUGCUAUGAAGAACUGAAGGAUGUGGUAAUUUUUAUAUAAUCACUCAUCUGGAACUAAGUUCCCAGAAUUUCCUUUAUUUUGAAUAAUAUUCAGCAAUGAAGAAUUAUAAUUUUUAACCUUCAUGUAGCCAAGUCUACUUUAAAAAGGGUUUCAAGAGCUUUGAUGAAAUCCAGUCUGCUGGUGACCCCCACCGGAAGCCUGCCUGAGAGAACCUUGGCUGCACUAGGGUUUCUCUCUCUGAGGAGUGAUGUUGAUCAGAGGAUGCGUUCCUCCCCUGGAAGGAUGUCUUUCAGUGUGUGUUCUACAGAGCCGGCUUCUCUGAAGAACUGAGGGUGUCUUCACAUCUGGGUCUGUGUAACUCUCGCACAUAAUCAAGGCUACUCAGCUAGAGGCCUGCACAUGAACCUGCUUUUAAAACAAAGAACAGCGUUCUCCAUUCGUACUUGCAUUCGACACAGAGUGACUAUAUUUUAAAGCAUGUUAAAAUUUUAGGUUUUAUCCAUGUUUAAGGACGUAUCAUAUAUGCAUCAUUUUGCUGUUGUUACUGCAACUUAAUUCUAUCAAGAAUCUUUCCAUUGCACUGAAUGCUUUUGUUUGCCCCUAGGAGAAAACCUAAUAAUUGUGCCUAAAAACUAUGGGCAGAUACUAUAAGACUAUCCUAUAAGACUAUACUAGAUAAGGUGACUAUUUGCAUUUCCAUUCUCUAUGAAUUACAGGCUGAGUUGUUUCUUAGGGGAAAUGAGAAGACUUAGGGCUCCCAUUGUAAUGUAAGGGGCAAGACAUUGGUGUUCCUCUCAAUGCUCCUAGCAGCACCAGCCUUGUUGUACGUGUCCUCUUGAGCUAGAAGAAAUAGCUGAUUGUGGUAUAUGCAAGCUAUAUGCAUUUUUUUAAACUAUUCUUUGUGAACUUAUCUACCUGGUUAAGAUACUCUGGGUCCAUAUACAAGUAACAUAAGAUUUUAGACAGAAGCCAGUAUACAUUUUGCACUAUUGAUGUGAUACUGUAGCCAGCCAGGACCUUACUGAUCUCAGCAUAAUAUUGCUUAUUACCAAUAAUAAAGACUAUAAAGGCACUCAUGAAGACUGAAGGCAAAACAGGUGACAUGCUCCAUUGGAAGGAAUUUCUGAUCAUCUCCAGGGUCUUUGUACCCCUUCUACUUUUCAAAAUAGGAGGUGAACAGCCCACUGCCUAGUGUCACUCCCUGUGGAAGCCCUGCCCCGUGCACGGAGACCUCACUCUUCUGAGCAGCCGGCCGUCAGGUGCUCACUGCACCCCCACCACGUGCCCACACAGAGGGCAGGACCCAAUUCCCGUCUGUGAGGAGCCUAAGGUGGAUUCCACCACCGUGAGCUCUCCUGGAAUGUCUAUGCCAAGUGAUCAAUAGACUGUGAGGGUCCUUUUGUUUACUCCUUAAACCCACUUGGACAGUAAUUAUUUCAAAUUCUGUUCUGCAGUCAGCAGUGUGGGAGAAGGGUUUCCGUGUCUGUCUCGAGAAAGUGGUUAAAUAUCACAGGAGGCACCUGUGUCUAUUUAUAAUGGUCACAGCAGCCACAGUCUGGGGGCUUUCUGGCGGAAACUGCUCUACUGAGUGGCUCUGGGAAAAUAUAGCGAGAACAGAAACUCUGUUCCUGCCCUUAAGGAGAGCACACAUUUAAUAAAGGAAGCCCAAUGCAAGUCUGUACAUAAACCAAAACGCCAUGCCCGCUAGUAUUUUAUAAGCCACUUUGAUAUCUUGCUCUUCUACCCCAUGCUUGUGCAGCCACGGGACCGCCCUGCUCCCCUCGUGUGUAAUGAACUGUACUGGCAGAACUGAUGCGAACUCUUGGUGAGACGUCAGCAGUUGCUGUCAGUACCAGGACCUAGGCAGAGCUCCCAUUCCACACACGAACAGGGGUCUUAUCACUGCACUGCACUGGCCCUCUUCCUUUUCUUGCCUCAGGGUUGGAGACGCCCACUGGUGCCCACUAGCCUCUGAAAUAAUCGUGUUUCAUAAUUUCCCUGCUCCGUAAUGGGAAGCAGAGCCCUUAGCACACAUAAGGGCCCUAAAACCGCAGGACCUCUAAGGGGACCCGCGAAGCUUUUUGAGGGGAAAAUUCAUUUUUGUGGGUCCCUCUUUGAAAACGUGUCAGAUCCUAUGAAGUCCCCAAGGGUUGCAGGAAGGCAUCCCUUACUUAGCCUGUGGGGACAGCAAAACCAGGAGAGGUUACUGAAAGGAAGGGGUGGACCCAAGGGAAGGCGUUUCCGCUCUGCACGUUACAAAUACGUGUUAGAGGUGGCUUGCCGGUGAGGCAUGUGUUCGGGAGAAAUCGAGGGUUUCUGGACAGAUGAGCCCACGACGAGGUAGUUGGGGACAGGGCUGACCCUGUGAGGCAGAAACAAUCCUUGUAGUGAAGUAGAUCGUGUAGUGACAUGCAGAAACCAAGGACAUGUAUAUUUUUAUAUCUGUGGUUUUUGGACUUUAGUACUUAGAAUUUCGGCCUUCCGCACUGCUCCUUUGCUCUUACAGACAGGAUUUACACUUAAUGGAAAGGGACAGCAGUUAACCUAGCCGUUCACUGCCCCCUUCCUGGCGAAGCAGCUGCUCCUCGUUCUCCAUGCCUCUGGAACAAAGCCGUUUCCUCUGCUAGAGGUCAAGGACAAGUAGUUGGCAUGUAGGACACGCAGCUCCACCUGCCUGGGAGUACACUGAUGUAGCAGAAACUACGAUGAAGGAAAGAAGAAUUCUAUGUAAGUUGCAAAUCCCAAGCGCCCCGGUGGUGUCUUCCUGGGUUACGGGAGAGGCAGUGGAACGGUAGUCAGACUAGCUGAGGUUUGAAAGAUUCAACUACAAGUAAUAUUUUAUAUAAAACCUAGCAAUUUAGGUUCCCCUAAUCAUGAAGAAUACUCAUAAGUAUCUCAAAAAAAUUUCCUUGUUUUAGGACUUUAAAAAAAAAAAAAGUGUCGUACCUAAGGCCAUACUUACUCUUCUAUGCUAAUCCCUGUGAAGGAGUGCUAUGUAUUAUAUGAAAAAAAAAAUCCUUAAUGCACUGUUAUCUCCUAAAUAUUUAGUAAAUUAAUACUAUUUAAUUUUUUUAAAGAUUUGUCUGUGUAGACACUAAAAGUAUUACACAAAAUCUGGACCGAAGAUGUCCUUUUUAACAACAGUUUAAAGAACUUUUUAUAUAUGUUACGUAGUGUAUCCUUUCUAAACGGCCUGGUUUGUAUUUUCUAUAAUUCCUGUUUGUGAAGUGUACUCGUCCUUGUCUUUCUUCAGUCAUUUUCUGCACGCUUCCCUCUUUACAUGAUUAUAGAGAAGACCGUAGCUCUCCCCACUUGGCUGCAAUCCGUGUGCUUGCUGACUGCGCCCCAGUGAGGCCCACUCCGUGGGGUGCAGGAGAAGCUGCCACGUGGAGCUGAGUGUUUCCCACCUUUGAGUUGUCCUGACUUCCUUCUUGAAAUGACUGUUAAAACUAAAAUAAAUUACAUUGCAUUUAUUUUAUAUUCUUGGUUGAAAUAAAAUUUAAUUGACUUUG
Messenger RNA from Lepus europaeus (European hare), 5711 nucleotides. RefSeq names its product cyclin dependent kinase 19 (gene CDK19). The transcript is spliced from 13 exons. Gene Ontology annotation, cellular component: mediator complex; nucleus; cytosol. The coding region runs from base 80 to 1588 and encodes 502 amino acids. Gene Ontology annotation, biological process: protein phosphorylation. Gene Ontology annotation, molecular function: RNA polymerase II CTD heptapeptide repeat kinase activity; ATP binding; cyclin-dependent protein serine/threonine kinase activity. The record is from RefSeq and is a predicted model, not a curated record. NCBI's taxonomy places the organism in Eukaryota, Metazoa, Chordata, Mammalia, Lagomorpha, Leporidae.